Messenger RNA from Drosophila navojoa, 929 nucleotides. RefSeq lists its product as uncharacterized. NCBI's taxonomy places the organism in Eukaryota, Metazoa, Arthropoda, Insecta, Diptera, Drosophilidae. The record is from RefSeq and is a predicted model, not a curated record.
AUGCUGGCGGCAGGGCUGAUGCUGGAUGUGGCAUGGACCUUGCCGGUCGAUCUGGACGAUAUCCAGGAGACGCCUGAGACCGAUGAGCAGCUGCUGCAGUUGCUGGGUGGCCAGAGCAUGGAGAACACGGAACCGGAGCAUCUGCGUGCGCGUCGCCAGCCCAUUGAGGAUCCGGAUCAUGUCGAUUGCCACUCGCACUCACAUUCGCAUUCGCCCGCACAUCCCGAUGAGCUGGCACAUGAGCUGCACGGACACAAGCACCAGGCACGUUUCCGACGGGCAGCUGAUUCGAGCGGCUCAUCAGAAGAGAAAAAGCUCGGACAAGAGAAAGAAGAGAGCGAUUCCAUUAGCUCAUCCGGGGAGCGUGUCGUUACCGAGUCACUCGUAAUAGAGGACACAGCGAGGGAACAGGUGCAGGACAAGGACGACAGUUCGUCCGAGGAGAAGCCAGAGCGUCAGAAGCGAGCAGCUGCAGCGGACUCCAGUGGCUCAUCUGAAGAGGCUGGAAAGGAUAAAGCGAAGGAACAGGCGCAGGACAAGGACGACAGUUCGUCCGAGAAGAAGCCAAAGCGUCAGAGGCGAGCAGCUGCAGCGGACUCCAGUGGUUCAUCUGAAGAAGCUGGAAAGGACAAAGCGAAGGAACAGGCGCAGGACAAGGACGACAGUUCGUCCGAGGAGAAGCCAAAGCGUCAGAAGCGCGAAGCUGCAGAGAAUUCCAGCGAAGAUUUAGAGUUACAAACAGCGGCGAACGGUGUUGAAGAUGACUUUGACGCAAUCCCAGAUUCCGAAUAUGCCCAGGGCUGCGGCAUACUCGACGUGAACUCCAAUGAGCUCAACAAUGAUACCAUCUAUAAGGAAUAACCCUAGACCAAUAGCCAUAUUUAAUUAAUCGUAUUUUUAGCAAAUAAAACAAAAAAGAAGACAAAAAU